AUGGCGGGAAGAGGAGCAGCGAGGAGGCAGCUCGAGGCGCUAAGAGGCUUCGACUCCACAAGAUCCUCUGAGGACAAGCCUCUCCUCUUCACUCCCACUCAUCCCUACCAUGCUCUCUCCCAGCAGAGCUCUCUGGCAGACAAGGCAAGAGCAAGGCGAGAGACGGCAGCGGGCUCCUUCGGUCGUCGACUCCUCCUCCGCCGAGUUACAAGCAUCCUCUCGUGCUGGCGAGAUGUCACGCUAGCGGACAAGCAGCCCAACAAGAGGAACGUGCAGACGCUUGUCCAGAGCCCAACCCGCAUGUCAGCUCACUCUAUGCACCACCUGCUAGCCAGCAGAACGCCGUCAGAAGAGGAGGCGCAUGGAGAUCGGAUGCAUGAGGACGAGAGAGAAGAACAAGCUCAGGCAUCAGCAAGGAGGGGAGCUGAACACCACGAGGACGAGAACAAGAAGAAGCAGGAGUAUAUUUUGGACACAAUGGUGGAUAUUGAGAUUGUUCCUGUAAGCAGGAAACAGCGAGCCAUCCUCUUAGCUGCUGAGCGUCUAGUGCGGGUGUGUGCUGCUAUCUUCCGGGCAUGGGCGAUCGUCCGGUCUAGACCGCCGCAUGGCGACAUGGGCGCAUGGAGUCAUGCGCGAAAGAGGAUGGCGUUGAGGCGGCUACAAGAUGAGAACGCGAUCCUCGCGCUGCUGGAGGAGGAGGGGAUGAGCCGACUGGCUGGGGACGAGACUCUGAUCCGCCUCCUCGCCCCCUGCGACCACUUCGACUUCCGUGAGAAGGAGGUGGGGAGCGAGCUGAGCUUCGGGUCCGAGCACGGGAGCAGCUUCUCGGGGGACUCAGGGGUGAGCAUACGGCAGGCCUUCUCGAGGAAGUUGUGCAUCGUCUUGGAGGGAUCCUGCCAGGCUCAAGUCCGUGGGCAGGAGAAGGCAGAGGAGAGAGCUUGCUACAGCUCGACGAGCCGCCGACGGCAGCAAGGGGAGGGUAGAUGGAUUGAACUGAGGGCAGGGGACACGUUCGGGUACGGGAAGGAGCUGUGCGGGGGAAGCGUGGUCGGGGUGCGGUGCAUCCUGACGAGCUCGUUGCGAUGGCGCGACGUGGCCAACGUACGAGCAGCAGGAAGAGACGGGACGAGCAGAGAGAGCCCGUGCGUCAUCCUGGUGGUAGAGAGAGUCUGCUUCCAAGAGCUGCUGCUGCCUGCCAUGUACCGACAGCGCGACGGGCUCGCUGCCCUUGUGCGAAAGAACGUCAUGCUGAGCAGCCUCGCUGAUGCCGAAGCCUUUCAGUUACUGGACAACUCGAGCCUGUUGCAUGUGGAGGAGGGAGAGACGGUGGAGGAGGAAGGGAGUAGCCAGGGGCUCGGCCUCUACAUCCUUCUGAUGGGAAGCGUCAAGAUCAGUAAGAGAGACCCACGGACGGGUCAGUCUGUUCCCCUUGCAAGGCUCGUUGCUUCUCCUCUUUCCCUCCUCUCACCUUCUUUCAGGCUCGAGCACAGGGGCGAUCGCUUCGGCACCACCAUCAUGACCGCCAGCUGGUGCUCUUCCUCCGCCGCAUCCGCCGCCUCUCUCCUGCAUAUCCCUCAAGCACUCGCCGUGCAGACGCUGAGGGAUCACGGCAAGUUUGCGGCGCACAAGGCGAUGGAGCUGUUCGCGUACGAGCAGUGGGAGCGAGCGCUGCGAUGGUUCACUGCCCUCCUUGCAGCUGCAGCUGACGUGGCAGCAGGGGAUCUGCUGGGACGGAUGCGGCUGCUGACCGAAGAGCUGGAGGAGACGGCAGAUGAAGGCGGCGGGCCCGGGGAGGAAGCAAAGCCUGUCGGCCAUCAGCUCAGCCUGUGUGUUGAGCAACGCGAGACAAGUAGCAGAGGCGCUGUCGCGGAAGUUUUCCUCGCGUCCCUCGAGCCUCUUCCUCCUCUCGCUGCCAACGCCACCAACUCCGUCCGAGCCCUCCGGGCGCUGAGCAGUCUCAAGGUGCACAAGGAGCUUCGCGGGCUGGUGGAGGAGGUCGAGAGGAGGCAUCGCGACUCCGUGCCGGACAUUCUCCGAGCCUCCGCCGCCUGCCUGCCGAAGAUGCUGAGGGCGAUGAGGCAGUUGGAGGCGCUUCUCUUCCACGAGCAGGAGGUGAAGCUGGUGGGAGCACCGGGACGAGGACAAGAGCAAGAGACGGGGGGAGGGACGGAGAGGAGCACAAGCAGCGGCGGGGAAGCGAAAGAAGCUCUGAGGCGAGAGAGAGAGUCGUUCCUCGCCUCCUACGACAUGUAUCGCUCGCACUCCAAGGACAUCCUCCUCCACCUCAAGCGCUCGCAGCACCUGGCGAGGUGCGUGAUGAGAGCCAAGAAUGAGCUGAAGGGGCUCGUGCGAGGACACAGAGACAUCGUGAAGAUGGGCAUUCGGUUCUUCCAGACCGACCGAGCUGGAUCGGCGGCACCGCACUGCGAGGAGCGACUCUGUUCGGUGGUCCUCUUCACCGACGCAAUCCUCAUCGGCCUCCUCAAGCCUCAAACUUCCUCCCGUCUCUCCCUCGACGACGAAGAUGCGUCAUCUCGAACUCGGUCAUGCCCAGAAGACCUCGAGGUGCUGGAGGAGGAAGAGCAGGAGAAGGAGGAGGAGAGGGAGGAGGAUGUGAGGGAGGAUACGGAACGUGUGUCUCGGCACUUUGAGGGCAUGGAUCCCGACGAGAUUGUCCUCAUGCAUCUCCUCGGUCUCUCCGCCUGCGCCGUCACCUGCGCCGUCACCCCCAAGACUCUCUCAGCUCGCGACCUUCGCCUUGCCCUCCGCUCGCGCGGGCUUGCCGACAUGUCGCAUCCUCUCAACAUGCCGCACAUGGCCAUCGGGCAUGGCGUGGCUCUCAGGGACGGGUGCGGCCGCACUGUGCUGCUGCGAGCGAGGAGCAAGAGGGAGAGGGACGACUGGCUGCUGGCGUUGGAGAAGAGCAUCCGCGAGACAUACGCGCGCAUCAAAGACCCGUACCUCCUUUAA
Guillardia theta CCMP2712 is the source of this 2970-nucleotide messenger RNA. RefSeq lists its product as hypothetical. The transcript has 9 exons. The coding region runs from base 1 to 2970 and encodes 989 amino acids. Lineage: Eukaryota; Cryptophyceae; Pyrenomonadales; Geminigeraceae. The record is from RefSeq and is a predicted model, not a curated record.